Messenger RNA from Prunus armeniaca (apricot), 1059 nucleotides. Lineage: Eukaryota; Viridiplantae; Streptophyta; Magnoliopsida; Rosales; Rosaceae. The record is from the annotation of a GenBank genome assembly.
AUGUUGGGAGUUAAUAACCAUGGUCAAACAAUUGUCCUAGCAUGCGCAUUUUUGAGCAAGGAAACGACUGAGUCGUUUAUUUGGAUGUUUGAGGAGUUUAAGAAAGCCAUGCCAGGUGGCGAACCUAAAACGAUCAUCACAGAUCAAGAUGCGGCAAUGAGCAGAGCGAUUUCAAUAGCCUUCCCGACUACAUUUCAUCGACUUUGCAUAUGGCACAUCACAUCAAAGUUCUCUGUUAAGUUACCACAUUCUGCUUAUAAGGAGUAUUGGGGUGAAUUCCAGAAAGCCAUAUGGGAUACUGACAAUAAGGAUGAGUUUGAUGCAAAAUGGAAUAUUGUGGUUACAAAGGCUGGUUUGACUGACCAUCCAUGGCUAAGUUCAAUGUUUGAUUUAAGGGAAUCUUGGGUUCCAGCCUACGCACGACACUUUUUUGCCGCUGGAAUGUCAAGCAGCCAAAGAGCUGAAUGUUCUCAUGGUUUCUUCAAGCAAUACAUAUCAAGGAAAAAUUCGUUGAUGGAUUUCAUAAUAAGAUUUGAGAGGGCACUUUCUCAUCAACGUCAAAAAGAGUUAGUUGCUGAUCACGUAGAUGCAUUUGAAGUGGCUCAAUGUAUUCUACCGAUGCCAAUGAACAAACAAAUGGCUACCUUGUACACAAGGACAAUGUUUCAAAAGUUUGAGCAAGAACUAAUACAAAGUACAGCAUGUUUCCUAGAGCUGAAAACAGAGGAUGCUUCUAAAGUUGUCUUUAAUGUGAGCGAAAGGAAAAAUUGGGAAACAAGAGUGGCAGAAGUCAGGUGGAAGAAAACUGCGAAAUUUGGAUUGGUGUCAGAUGCAAAUGGCAACGAAAUUAAAGACUCUGCAGAUCCUGGUCUUUUAAUAAAGCGGAGUACAAUGUCCCGACUUGCUUCAGAUGUGGUGAAGUUGAAGUUGUUGAAGGAUGGACCAAGUAAUAACGAAGUUGGAGGGUCCAGCUCUCAAACACAAUAUAUGAAAGACCCUAAGAGAGUAAGGUGCAAUGGAGGGUCGAAACGAGUAACGGGAGCAAAGGAAAGGCAAUGA